GGAAGGCUGCCCACUUCCCCUAACGGUUAGUCUCUUGUUUGUCUCCUGGGCUGGCGGUAGUGUACGUGUCGUGCUCCCGUCGUCGUAUCGGCGCGUAAAAUUAACCCGUGAAAUUUCGGUGACCACGUCGCCCGUGGCCAUUGAACAUCGUCCGCCCGGGGAACAUAGUGAUGGACGACGACGCUGAGAAGGUUAUCGCUAUUUCUCUUGGAAAGAUAGCGACGUCUCGAGUUCAGCGUGGUGGGCCCAACCUGCAUCGUAGCCUGCUCGUGGCCAAUGUACUCUACAAAGCCCGAACGUCGUACGUCGACGAUGCCCUACAGACGAAGGGUUCGUCUCUGUCGUCCGUGGUGUGCGCGCCGUGCCCUAACGACGACGACGAAGUAGCCGAGCAAGUCGGCGUCGAAGAGCCUCUCGCUAAGCCUAACCGGAUGGUGACGUCGCCCAUGACGUCAGCGUACGAGGAUUGCGCCAGCACGGACGGCGGCGACGACAAGGAGAACGUGGAGCCGCCGACCGAAGCAUCGACGCCUUCUAUCCGCUACCUCAAGCGUCGUCGCGCUCACGCGGAAGACGAGGAAAACGGUGCGAAGCGCAGCCGCCUCUGGAGACGCUCUUCGUCCUGCGAUUCCGACGACUCCGAUCAGGAUGACCUACAGGAAGUAGACGCGAUGGAGGUCGAGUCCAUAUCAAACUUGGUUCUGGCCUUCAAUUCUGGACUGAAGGGUCUCUCAUCGUCCUGGGAUAACUGCCAGCCGUCCUUGGAGGAAUCGCAACUCCGACGCAGUGCCUCGUUGCCCGACAUGUGUGCCGCGCAGUCCGAUGUGCACCGGACUGCAUUUUCACCGCCUGUGUUGGCGCUCACCGUCUGAGGUUCUUCGCCGCCCACUCUCAUCGCUCGCCUGUAAAUAGGACUCAUACGCCUUGUACAGAUGCCAGUGUUUCUGUAAAAAAAAAAACAACUAAAAACAUCCUAUUGUUUUGAUACGCACGCAUUGUGGUUUGUAAUAAUUGUACAUUUUCGAGCACCGUUUUACGCACGCAUUGUGUCUUGUAAUAAAUGUACAUUUUUUGAGCA
Messenger RNA from Rhipicephalus microplus (southern cattle tick), 1078 nucleotides. RefSeq lists its product as uncharacterized. NCBI's taxonomy places the organism in Eukaryota, Metazoa, Arthropoda, Arachnida, Ixodida, Ixodidae. The record is from RefSeq and is a predicted model, not a curated record.